Messenger RNA from Homo sapiens (human), 4080 nucleotides. RefSeq names its product suppressor of cytokine signaling 2 (gene SOCS2). Gene Ontology annotation, cellular component: cytoplasm. The transcript has 3 exons. The record is from RefSeq and is a predicted model, not a curated record. Gene Ontology annotation, biological process: intracellular signal transduction; protein ubiquitination. NCBI's taxonomy places the organism in Eukaryota, Metazoa, Chordata, Mammalia, Primates, Hominidae. The coding region runs from base 224 to 838 and encodes 204 amino acids.
CUCUUUGUAGGCGAUCAGUGGGUGACCGCGGCUGCGAGGGACUUUGUCAUCCGUCCUCCAGGAUCUGGGGAGAAAGAGCCCCAUCCCUUCUCUCUCUGCCACCAUUUCGGACACCCCGCAGGGACUCGUUUUGGGAUUCGCACUGACUUCAAGGAAGGACGCGAACCCUUCUCUGACCCCAGCUCGGGCGGCCACCUGUCUUUGCCGCGGUGACCCUUCUCUCAUGACCCUGCGGUGCCUUGAGCCCUCCGGGAAUGGCGGGGAAGGGACGCGGAGCCAGUGGGGGACCGCGGGGUCGGCGGAGGAGCCAUCCCCGCAGGCGGCGCGUCUGGCGAAGGCCCUGCGGGAGCUCGGUCAGACAGGAUGGUACUGGGGAAGUAUGACUGUUAAUGAAGCCAAAGAGAAAUUAAAAGAGGCACCAGAAGGAACUUUCUUGAUUAGAGAUAGCUCGCAUUCAGACUACCUACUAACAAUAUCUGUUAAAACAUCAGCUGGACCAACUAAUCUUCGAAUCGAAUACCAAGACGGAAAAUUCAGAUUGGACUCUAUCAUAUGUGUCAAAUCCAAGCUUAAACAAUUUGACAGUGUGGUUCAUCUGAUCGACUACUAUGUUCAGAUGUGCAAGGAUAAGCGGACAGGUCCAGAAGCCCCCCGGAACGGCACUGUUCACCUUUAUCUGACCAAACCGCUCUACACGUCAGCACCAUCUCUGCAGCAUCUCUGUAGGCUCACCAUUAACAAAUGUACCGGUGCCAUCUGGGGACUGCCUUUACCAACAAGACUAAAAGAUUACUUGGAAGAAUAUAAAUUCCAGCCAGCUGUUUUUUAUCCUGGUUAGAAGAAUUUUGUGUUUUCUUUUAGCUAUGGAUCUUUGAACAUUACCCUAUGAUCGAAGAGUUUUGAGUUGGGUUUUUAGAUGUUGGUUGUCAUGGAGAAACAGGAAUCUGGUGUAUGCCAGCCAUCAUCAUCAUCAUCAUAACCCUUUGGAUGAAUUUUCAUUAUCAAGGGAUCUGGAAGGCUGUCUUCGCUCUGCUUCCCAGCUAACAAACAGAUGUGUUCCCAGAAGAUGAUGGGCAUAGGGUGUGUUUUUGCAAGUCAUUUUUCCCAUUUACGUAGAUUAUUCUUAUUUCCAAUUGAUCCUCAAUAGAUAAGAGUGCCAUUGAGCUUUAUUUUCAUCUGUCAGGCAAUUAAGAAAAAAGUAAAGGAAACAAAAAAGCUAUAAUAUACUAAGGAAAUUCUUAGAUUCUUUGGUAAAAUUAAAAGAAUCUUGGUGCAUGAAUGAUCCGGCCCUAAUCUAUCCAUCUUGCACAUUUGGGUUUUCCUGGAUCUCUCUUAAAGUGGGGCACAUCUCUGGUCUUGAUAGUCAAGGAGGAGGGUUGGGGUAAUCAGAUGUCUCAAGCAGAGGUGCAUCAUUGAGCCUGGGUAAUGGCUGAAAGUCCCCCAGAUAUCCAGUUUGAAGCUGCGUUGGGCAGGCCAUGGGUUUUAUUACGUCCAAGGCGUGACAGGCAACCAUUCUAUAACAGACCAACUCUUGGGCUUCCAGAAGACUGAAAAAAGCUAGAACAUUUACUAAUGCCAGGUGUUGCAUUUGACACUUUACAAGUAUAACCUCACUGAAAGUUCCCCACAAACAUCUGAAGUAGAUUCUGCUUUUAUCUCCACUUCAGAGACAAGGAGAUUGACACUUACACAGAUUAAAUGAUUUAAUAGUGUCGAAAGACAAAAUCACAACAAUUUCUCUUAAAGAUCUUAAUUACCUUUAUUUGCAAUUCCAGAAUUGGGUAACACUUCAUUCCAUAAAAUAGAGUAAGUGUUCCAAUUAGCUAAGCAGAAGAGGUUGGUUUUACAGCCAGAGAGGAGUAGAAGAAAGCAAAAAACAGAACCCAGAGUGGAUUGGUCCUUUCAAAGUUAAGUUCCUUGUAAGGUGGGGACAGGGAGACAGAACAAUAGAAAAGUAACUGAUUGGUUAACAUCAGGUUACUCCAGGUUACUUUUUUGUAAGGAUUACAGUAGAGGGAACUUAAUUAUCAUGCUGAUUGAAACUAGCCUGCUUGGGAAAUUAGGCUGUUACCUCUCUCCCGAUUUCUCAGAGGGUCAGAUAACAACCUAUUUUCAGUUUGGUAAAAAUCUCAGCUUGAGUGACUCCAUUUUGAUUAAAUUAGAUUUUUGGGGUCUAGUGCAAGACCUUAGUCCAAAACAAUGACUUUCUAUAAUUUUUAUUUAACAGGAGGGAAACUUGAGAUUUGAAUUCAAGCCACUCUGACUCAAAAGCCAUGGUUUUCUCACUCUUUUGUUCAUUUUCUCAAUAAGCUUGCAAAUGCUUUUAACCUCUGAUGCCUGCAGCCAGCAUGUACCUCAAUAUUGUCUGCUAGUCACAUGUAGGUAAUAUUUCAUCAUGUGGUUAAUACUAAGAGGGCUAUGACCUCUUAAUAAUGAUGCAUCUUAAUAAUGAUGCUAUUAUUGGGACUUUGAUUUCAGAAGUAAUGCAAGAUCUGCCUAAAUCCUAAUUAUCCAGCUUGGAAGAGUCCCUGACAUCUGAAUUUACACCUUUUCUUCCCUUCUUUUUUUUUUGAGACGGAGUUUCGCUUUUGUUGCCUAGGCUGGAGUGCAAUGGCAUGAUCUCAGCUCACUGCAACCUCUGCCUCCCAGGUUCAAGUGAUUCUCUCGCCUCAGCCUCCCGAGUAGCUGGGAUUACAGGUGCCUGCCACCAUGCCCAACUAAUUUUUGUAUUUUUUGUAGAGACAGCGUUUCACCAUGUUGGCCAGGCUAGUCUCAAACUCCUGACCUCAGGUGAUUCACCUGUCUCGGCCUCCCAAAGUGCUGGGAUUACAGGUGUGAGCCAUCACGCCUGGCCAUUCCUCCCUUCUUUUAAUCUCCUUUAGGUGUCUAUCCAGUGCAACCAUAACCCACAAGCUCUUCCCUAUCACUCCUUUCCUUUCUCUGGAGGUAAAUUUUAUAAAUGAUGUGUCCAUCAUAAUAGCCAUUUUACGUUGCAGAACAAACAACCCCAAACUCUCGGUGGCUUAAAACAAUAAAGAUUUCUACAUCUAUACACAUCUGUCAUAAUCACCAGGGAGGCUCUUUUAGCCACUCAGAACCAGGCUGAUGAAGCAGCUGCAGCACCUCCUCAAACAGCUGGUCUGAGGUGCUGAGCUGAUGGGCAAGGAGAAUCAGAGGAUCUCUUAGUGGUGUUUAAAUGCCCUGUCACUUCUGCUCCUGACAGAUUGGCCAGAACUCUGUAAAAUAGUGCCACCCAACCAUAAGGGGGCCAGGAAGCACAGUUCUCCCCUGUGCCAAGAAGGAGAGAAACAGAAAUGUUUGGUGAGCGGCAUGGUGUAACCACCACAUAUACCAUGCCAUAUAUAUCCUGCUUCCUUCUUUUUUUCUGCCUAGCUUGGCAAAUCUGACUUCACGUAAACUUUAUAGAACAUGUAUAGCCUCUUUAAUUCCAUUUCUCUUUCGCCUUUGUCUUCCAAAAGUUUUUCAGGUACUGCAAAACAGUGUCUCUCCUUCGUGUAAGCCAAAAGGAAAGAUCUCAAGCCUUGAAGUGAAAUAUACAUAAUUCAUCCCUCAGUAUCUUCAGGGAUUGAUCCCAGGACUCCCGCCCCUGCCCCCUCAAAAGCCCUGCCAAGGAUACCAAAAUCUGAAGAUGCUUAAAUCUCUUAUAUGAAACGGUAUAGUAUUUGCAUAUAACCGGCAUACACCCUCACAUAUACCUUAAAUCAUCUCUAAAUUACUUAAUAAUACCUGAUACAUGUAAAUACUAUGUAAAUAGUUGUUAUACUAUAUUUUAAAGGUUUGUAUUAUUUAUUAGUAUUGUAUUGUUAUUUUUUAUUGCUUUUUUUUCCCUCCCCCAAAUAUUUUCGUUCUGUGGUUGGUUGGAUCCGUGGAUGGGAAACCCACGGGUACAGAGGACUGACCAUAUUAAAGAGUUAGGGCUACUAACCUCAAAAAGUUUCUGAAUGACCGGAAGUUCUUCUGAUCUUCACAAACAUCUCUUGGGUUUUCUCACUUGCUAAAAUUAAAUCUGUCUUUUCUCCAGUGUCAAUAUUCAAGAUAAAUAAAUUAUGUUCACAUUCA